This is a messenger RNA of Protopolystoma xenopodis, 1404 nucleotides long. Lineage: Eukaryota; Metazoa; Platyhelminthes; Monogenea; Polystomatidea; Polystomatidae. The record is from the annotation of a GenBank genome assembly.
AUGGCACGAGUGACGCCGGCCUCUCGGACUGGUGGCCCUCUUCCAAACGCCGAUAGACAUUCGGUUUGCCUAUUCUGGGGGCUGUUCCUCCUCCUCCUACUCUUCUUUUUCUACUCCUCCUCCUCUUUAUCAUACUCCUUCUUCAUCUCCUUUUUCUUCUCCUUCUUCUCUUCUUUUAUAUCCUCUUUCUUCUCCUCUUUCUCCCCUUUCCUCUCCUCUUUCUUCUUCUCUUCUUUCUCCUUCUCCUUCUCCUUCUCCUCUUUCUCCUCUUUCCUCUCCUCGUCCUUCUCCCCUUUCUUCUCCUUCUUCUCUUCUUUUCUCUCCUCUUCCUUCCCCUCUUACUUCUCUUCCUUCUUGUCCUCCUUCUCUCCUUUCCUUUCCUCUUUCUCCUCCUCUUUCUUCUCCUUUUUCUUCUUCUCUUCCUUCUCAUUCUCCUCUUUCCUCUCAUAUUUCUCCUCCUCUUUCCUCUCUUCUUUCUCCACUUUCCCCUCUUCCCUCUAUUUUGUCUUCUCCUCUUUCCCUUCCUCUUUCUCUUCCUUCCUCUCCUCUUCCUUCUCCUUCUCCUUCUAUUUCUUCUGCUUUUCUUUCUUCUCUUUCCUCUCCUCUUUCUUCUUCUCUUCCUUCUCCUUCUCCUCUUUCUCCUCUUCCUUCACUUUCCUCUCCUCUUUCUCUCCUCUUCCUUCACUUUCUACUUCUCCUCUUUCUCUUCUUUUCUCUCCUCUUCCUUCCUAUCUUACUUCUCCCCUUUCCUCUCCUCUUUAUCCUCUUUCUUCUCCUUCUCCUCUUUCUUCUCUUUCUUCUCCUUUUCCUUAUCCUCUUUUCCUUCUUUCUCUCCUCUUUCUUCUCCUCUUUCUACUCCAUUUUAUUCUCCUCUUCUUUCUUCUUCUCUUCCUCUUUCUCAUUCUCCUCUUUCCCUUCCUCUUUCUCUUCUUUUCUCUCUUACUUCCCUUCUUUCUUCUCCUCCUCUUUCUCUCCUCUUCCUUCCCCUUCCCCUUCUCCUCUUUCUUCUCCUCUUUCCCUUCUUCUUUCUUCUGCUUCUUUUUCUCUCCUCUUUCUUCUUCUUUUUCUUCUCCUCUUGUUUCUUCUUCUCUUCCUCUUUCUCAUUCUCCUCUUCUUUCUCCUCUUUCCUUUCCUCUUUCUUCGCCUUCUCUCUCUUCUCCUCUUUCCUCUCCUCUUUCUUUUCCUCUUUCCAUUCCUCUUUCUUCGUUUUCCUCUCUUCUUUUUUUCCCUUCUCUUUCUCUCCUUUUUCUUCUCUUUUUUCUCCUCCUCUUUCUCCUGUUUCCUUUCCUCUUCCCUUUCUUCUCCUCUUUUAUCUUCUCAUUCUUCUCCUCCCUUUUUCCUUUCCUCUUUUUUCUUCUCUUUAUUCUCCUCCUCUUCCACCAACAUCAUUUCAACAGGACGUAA